AUGGAAUUUGGUCGUGGUUGGCGAAUUGAUGGAGAAUGUCUGCGCCAGCUGCUUUUUGGUGGUACUGUGAACAUAAAAAACUCCGCUCUAUCAUUUCCAACUGAACGAAUAUUCAAAAUUCCCAAUGUUGAUGGAGUGAUUGAAGAAGGCAAGAAGGCUCCUAAAAAAUUCCGCGAUAUGAAGGUCCUGGCUGGAAACAUUUCUUCUGAUUUUGACUUUACCGAUGAGAGAAAGAACGGAGAGAAGCUUGCCAUGCCAUUGCUUCUUUAUGUGAAGUCAGUUCAAUCAAAUCUUUGA
Molecule: messenger RNA, 297 nt
Organism: Vicia faba (fava bean)
Lineage: Eukaryota; Viridiplantae; Streptophyta; Magnoliopsida; Fabales; Fabaceae
Source: the annotation of a GenBank genome assembly